AGGUUUUAGUUCAAAGGUCACGACCUGCGACAACCGUCAUGGCGGCGUACAUGGGGAAAAUGGAGGGCGUGAUCCAAAUCGUUCGUGAAGCCAUAAAGCAAGUCUUUAUCCCUUACAAUCUCACUAAUAUCCUGCUAGGCGUGUCGUUCCUGGUGAUUAAGACUGUUCCACCUAUCUGCACCGGGCUGUUCGCUGCCCGGGACGAUCUGGGCCCGUGCUCGCUGGACUGGCGAGAGCAGGAGAUCCUGAUGUUCUUGCUGCUCGCUAUUUUUGCCAAGACCCGCCGUGCGACUAGCAUGCACCAGUACGCCAGUACAAGCUAUCUGUUCUCCAAGGCGGCCAAUUUUAUAUUAUUUAUGCGUGUAGAUCCGCGGCUUGGCGCUAUCUUCGCCAUUCUGUGUCUGGUGCUUUUCUUGGUCUUCCCCAAACCGGCAUAUUCUGGGGAGGAUACGAUCAAGUUCUACUCACCAGAUAGUCUGGAGGAAACACUCGCCUUGGCCAAGGGGAAGCGGCACGCCACCUACCUGCUGAUGGAGUACUACACCGCAUGGUCCCCAGACUGCCAGAGUCUGGCGCCAGUCUUUGCAGAUAUCUCCAACAGGUUUAACACAAAGAGCCUGCAGUUUGGAAAGCUGGACUUGGGCAGGUAUCCAGCCAUGGGCAACAAGUACAAGAUCGACACUGGUGGCAUGAGUAAGGAGCUGCCCACUCUGGUCUUGUAUGAAAAUGGCCGGGAGAAGAUGCGGCGACCUGGACACGACGUGAAAGGCAAGGUGGUGAAGUAUUCCUUCUCUGCCAACGACAUUGUGCGCGAUUUCGACCUUCGAGACAUCUAUGAUCGGUCCAAGGCAAAGGUCAAGGAAGCAAAGGUGGAGAAGACUGUGGAUGGGAUAGAGGAAGUUACGGACACAACCAAGGACAAAACAGAGUGAACAACGUCAUGAAUACAGUCAAGAGACACUGGGUUAUUAGGAAAUACUAGGUGCACAUUACACUUCUGUGCACCUGAAAUUGACGCUGUGUGUGCUCCGGUGCAACUAGAUGUUUGUGUAGGUUUAUGUAUCAGUAUGGAAAUGCAAAACUAACAGUCCUUUAUUUAAGUGUCAGAAAAAUGAUUAAACCUUUGUUGUAUUUCUUGUUUGACAUUUUGAAAUCAUCUAUAGAAUUUGACUUCAUUACAAAUUUUCAAAGCUCAGGACUAUGAUUAGGUUUUGCUGACAUUCUACUUUAUUUUAUGUUGUAUAUUCAAAUUGUUUUUGUAAUGCACCUAAAUUUUUAGGUUAGGGACACAAAUGCCAAUUCCCAAAAAUGAUCUUCUAGCUCUAGUAUACUAGUAUAGUUGGCUGUUUAAAUGUCUCCAAACUUGAUUUAGGGACAGUGAGGACUUGUUACCUUUGCUGAAUGGAGCUAUGUUAGUUAAACUUUUGCCUUAUAUGUUCAGUACUGCUUAGUGUUCAUUAUCAAGAUAACUUAGCCAAAUCAACUACAUGUAGUAGACUAGUUCCAGAACUGUGUCAGGUUUUAGUAUUGAGUUACUUGUUACAAUGAUCUAUGUGUACCUAUGCUGCUAGUCUGCAGAGCAGUGUUGUCAGUACAUUAUGAUAAUCUUUACUGCGUGUUCAUGCCCAGAGGCUAAAUCACACAGAGAACCACAUGUGGUCAAAAGGUUGAAAAGGAAACUUACAGCUAAUACAGCUACUAUUAAUAUAAGC
Branchiostoma floridae (Florida lancelet) is the source of this 1712-nucleotide messenger RNA. Its product is annotated as thioredoxin-related transmembrane protein 2-like. Gene Ontology annotation, molecular function: disulfide oxidoreductase activity. Lineage: Eukaryota; Metazoa; Chordata; Leptocardii; Amphioxiformes; Branchiostomatidae. The transcript has 2 exons. The record is from RefSeq and is a predicted model, not a curated record. Gene Ontology annotation, cellular component: membrane-bounded organelle. Bases 39 to 932 code for a protein of 297 amino acids.